CCGGAACUGAUUUACGGUAAGCCGUCAGUGAACUGUGGUGGGUUUGGAAAAGGUUAAAGUGAUCCCUAAGAACACGAACCAUGCCGUUCGUUGACCUUCAGUCUAGGCUGGGAAUAAAUUUGGACCACUGGAUCCUGGCCCAGAGCGGAGAGCAGCCUUACAAGAGAGCCGCACGCUGCCAUGCCUUUGAGAAGGAGUGGAUCGAGUGUGGCCAUGGCAUCGGUCACACCCGUGCUAAGAAAGAAUGCAAACUCGAGUUUGAAGAUUUCUAUGAGUGCAUGCAUCGGCAAAAGACGCACCAGCGCUUGCAGGAGAUCCAGAAGCAGAGGGACAAGCUGAUUAAAGAAGGCUCCUACACACCUCCUGCACAUCACACGGGCAAAGAAGAACCUCGGCCCUGAACCUCAAACCCUGAGCUCUCGGCUCUUUGCCUGGCACACUGCUAGAGUGUGCCGACUCACUCGUGUAUUAUAAUUAUUCUAACAACCGUUGUUCUACUCAGAAUUUAAUAAUAAAUACUAUUCAUCA
Molecule: messenger RNA, 528 nt
Organism: Tachysurus fulvidraco (yellow catfish)
Lineage: Eukaryota; Metazoa; Chordata; Actinopteri; Siluriformes; Bagridae
Gene: ndufs5
Product: NADH:ubiquinone oxidoreductase subunit S5
Exons: 3
Coding region: 81-401 (106 amino acids)
Biological process (GO): mitochondrial respiratory chain complex I assembly
Source: RefSeq, a predicted model, not a curated record